AUGUCAUCAGCAGCAGCAGCCACCAAUUUCCACCAGCCAAACCUCGAACUCUUUACCUGCCGAUCUUGCACAUUCAAAUCUCUGAAACCCAUUUCUUCUCUACCAUUUCCCACUUCAAAAUUUGUUUUCUCUGGCGGGUUAUUAUUAGUCCCCAAGAAAGCUGUUUCUGGGAGGAGGAGGAGCAGAGCCAUGGGCCCCAACUCCAGGGUUGAGCUGAUAAAGAUGCCACCUUUUAGGAACCCUGAUGAUGAUGAUGAUGAUGAAGGCGUCGGAGUGCUUCAACGUGAUGAUUAUGUUGAUGGGCCUUCAGAAUUGAGUCCUUUGAUUGUGGAUAAAGGGUGGGAAUCUACACUCAAUCGACUGAGCAAGUGGAUUGUGUCUGCCCUUUUAGCUGUUGUGAUUCUAUGGAGGCAUGAUGCUGAAGCCAUGUGGGCUGCUAUGGGGUCUGUUGCAAAUACCAUUCUAUCUGCAGCACUCAAAAAGAUACUAAACCAGGAGAGACCUGUUCCCUCAUUGAGAUCUGAGCCUGGAAUGCCUUCUUCCCAUGCACAAUCUAUCUUCUACAUUGUUUUGUUCACAAUUUGGUCAGUUGUGGAAUGGCUAGGGAUAAAUGAGAUUACCUUGACAAUCGGUGCUUUUACCUUAGCAACUGGGAUAUAUCUUUCAUGGUUACGAGUCUCGCAAAAACUUCAUACACUCAGCCAAGUGGUUGUGGGUGCUGCAGUUGGAACCAUUUUCUCCAUUCUUUGGUUAUUGUUAUGGAAUGCUUUUGUGCAUAAAGCAUUUAUUUCCUCUUUAUGGAUUCGAAUAGUUAUAGCUUUGGGGGCUGCUGGGUUUUGCCUGGGAUUUGUUGUAUACGUAAUUCGUAAUUGGCUCAGGGAUGAACGGUGA
Messenger RNA from Prunus armeniaca (apricot), 891 nucleotides. Lineage: Eukaryota; Viridiplantae; Streptophyta; Magnoliopsida; Rosales; Rosaceae. The record is from the annotation of a GenBank genome assembly.